Macrosiphum euphorbiae (potato aphid) is the source of this 114-nucleotide messenger RNA. The record is from the annotation of a GenBank genome assembly. Lineage: Eukaryota; Metazoa; Arthropoda; Insecta; Hemiptera; Aphididae.
AUGCAAAAUACAAUGCAAAUUUCGGAACCCAGUCUAUUUGACCAAGCCAAAUACGAGUAUAAGAAAUCGUCGUAUACAGAGAUAUAUAAAGUACUACAAAACUUACGCCAAUGA